Diaporthe amygdali is the source of this 651-nucleotide messenger RNA. RefSeq lists its product as uncharacterized. The transcript has 2 exons. Lineage: Eukaryota; Fungi; Ascomycota; Sordariomycetes; Diaporthales; Diaporthaceae. The record is from RefSeq and is a predicted model, not a curated record. The coding region runs from base 1 to 651 and encodes 216 amino acids.
AUGGUCGUGAAAGAAGCCGAACGACAUCGCACCCAUCGAUCAGCCUCGGCCUCGAUGUCCACAUCGCCCAGUUCUGGGUCCCCGGAUGCGGACCAUCAAAGGAGACGUCACCGGCGACGGAGGCGCCCCUCCGGAUCAGAGAUACUCGACGACUUGAACGACACCUCAAGCAGCAGCAAGCAAAUCAGGGUGCGUUCGAGGGACAGAGGAAGACACCGAGACCGAGAACGGGACCGCGACCGCGACCGCGAAGCAGAGCACCGUCACCGUUCCUCUACUCUCCCAGACUUGGGUAUCCCCGGUUUGGCAGGAGCAGACGACGAUGGCAACGGCGAUAAGCCCUGGUUCAAAAAGAAGACCCUCUGGGCGAGCGUCGCCACCAUGGCCACGGUUCUCGCCCUCUUGCCGGCAUCGGUAUCUGCCAACGCGAGCCAGGAGGCUGCCGCAGCGAGCAUGAAGGCGGCCAAGGCGGCUGGGAAGAGUGCAGAAGCCUCGACUAGGGCCGCAAACGCAACGGAGAAGAGCUCUAGGGCGGUUGUCGGCACGUCCAUGGCUAAUGGGCACAUAGACAACCGUGGAAACUACUGCGGGCCUACAGACCACUUCAAGGGGAGGAAAGGAGGGAGCGAACGCGCCAGUCGCUCUAGGUGA